AUGGCAGAAGAUGUAGAUACAAUCGUCGAUGUACACUAUAAUGGGGUGUUCACACCUACCCCAUUGAUGUAUUUUAAUGGAGUAAAAGCCUCUGUACCAUACACGGUUGUGAACAAGAUGAACUUCCCUGAUUUCAUCCCCUUUCUUGAAAAGCUUACUAACGAAAGAUGCGGAGAUGUGUAUUACUGUCCACAUGAAGAGGAAGAAGCAGACCUUGAAGAUGAAGAUUUGGUUUCUAUUGAUGACGUUGACUCCAUUUUAGAAGAUGGUCUGAAAGCUGAACAUGUAGAGGACGAUGAAGUUAUAUCUCUCAAAAGAAACUUCAAUGAUCAUUUCCUCAACAAACUUUGUCCAAUACAAAAUGAUGACUUGGUUCAAGAAGAUCAUAAUGCAAUACGACCUAUCUACCCAAGACAUGAUCAUACUCAGGAAUGGAAUGAGAUGAAGCCUCGAUUAGGCAUGAAAUACUCUACUACUGCUGAACUUAAAUACUCUCUUAGUUGCUAUGCUGUAGCAAAUGGUUAUGAUCUGUGGGCAGGCAUUCCUCUAAGAUGUACCAUUUGCCAACAAACUGGCCACAACAAAGCCACAUGCCUAAGUAAGCCAACUCCAGCUCCAAGCACAACAGGUCCAAGUCAAUCAACUCCAGCUUCAAGCACAGCAGGUCCAAGUCAAUCAACUCCAGCUCCUGUCAAGAGAACUCCUGUGAAGAAAGCUUUUGUGAAGAAGGCUCCUGUGAAGAGAAGUCAUAUGAAGAAGGUUCCUUUGAAUGAUGCUGGUAGGGUGAGAAAAUUUUCAGAAAGAAUCACAGAAAUUGGUCUUCAGAAAAAUGUUAAACUCAAGGAUGGAACUGGAUGCAGCCAAGACAAACCUGUGACCUUAGAGUAA
Lactuca virosa is the source of this 888-nucleotide messenger RNA. The record is from the annotation of a GenBank genome assembly. Lineage: Eukaryota; Viridiplantae; Streptophyta; Magnoliopsida; Asterales; Asteraceae.